GGACGCUGGGCUUCUGCUGACUUCAAUGUGGAAGCUCAAAGUGGGUUGUAUCAGCAGCGAAACUAGACGCUCAUUGGAUAUGCUAGGCUUUGUCCCGCCCAUCGGACGCUCGGCGUCUCUGGAGUUCUAUGGCGAGGGGGCGGUCCCGACUUUCUCCCGGACUCCGAGCUUCUGCAUCCAUGAUUGGAUGAGCUGUCUGACGCGAAAUCCUUUUUUGAUUGACAGCUAAACAAGCGAAUCAGCGAUCUUGAAGAAUAAAACAUCUACCAAAGCAUUUCCCAAGUUAUUCAUUCCGUUGUUCUUAACUGCUCCAGAGACUUUACCGAUCCUCAGCGACUUUUGUCUUUGUUAAAAACAACUGCCGUUGUGUUUGGCGACUCUGUUCUGUUACAUACAAAUAAACAAACACAAUUAUGAUGUUGGCCAGAAAAAUGAGCUUCCCCUCCUUGAAUAUACCAGCAGCCACCACACAUAUAUAUAUAUAUAUAUAUAUCUUAUUAUUAUUGCAAUCACAUGCCAUCUAUUUCUUUUCAUCCUCGGGAAAGAGGGCCAUAUUGCCAGCUGAAGUGCGCAAUGCAUUUUGGGGCAGAAGCAGUACGUGAAGCAAGCUCCGCUCCGUACUCAGAAAUCGAAGCCGAUUGAGUAUACAUCCGGGCAUUUCUCGCACACAGGUCUUUCUGAUCAGGCAGCUCCGCGGCCACCUCUGUUUACAAUAAUUUCCCAGAAUGCCUUGCCCACUUCCUUUUCCUCCAUCUUUCUGUUCACAGAGAAGGUAAGUGAUGCUGUGUCUGAUUUAAAGUCCGUUUCUGCGGUAAUCCGGAUCUUCUGCCCCCUGAUACCCACAUGUUUAUGAUGAGCAGUCAGGACCGACUCCCCGGGCAUUGUUUGUGGGGUCAAUCAGUCUGUGAUGGCGGAGAUUAUCUCCGGAUUGACCUCAAAGCGGUUCCCGGUCCAGGCCGUGGAAUUAGCAUUAGCACGCUAACAUCAUAGGUUGUGGCUGUUGUUAGCGCGCGCACAGGUUAGUAUUACAACGUAAGACUCACCUGUCCAUCUGUAGGGGCCCAUGUCUGCUAAGCGGAGGAUGGGUUUUCAGUCCAGACGGACGCACAUGUCAAAGCGAGGUCUGAACUCACCUGUGGGCAGGUAACAGCCGUGAGCAGGUGAGGGGGAAGCUCGGACUCUGGGAGAGAGUGAGAGGCGAGUUCACCACAGCUAGUCUGCUGUUGGGAAGUCUGUGCUCCAUUCCCGGGUUCAUGAGUCCGUUUUCUCCGCACUCUGUCCUGAGCCUGUCUGCUGAUCUGGUUUGGAGGAUUAGGUUUUGAUCAAUUGUCAACAAAAGUGUGAUGAGAUCUGUAAAUGGUGACGAGACUUAAGGCGAGGCCAAUUUCCUGUAGGCUGCUCCUGUAGUCUCAGGGUUUGAGGGUGUUUAAUCAGAUGUUGAAGACACUCUCACUCCGUGGUUACACUCGCAUCCAUUUGAGGCUGGACUGUCCUGACCCCUGAACAGUCCUGCUGUCUGUUCAGGACUGAGUUCACUUACACCCCCCCCCCCCCCACAUGAACACAUGGCUAUGGUUCAGGACUCUUUGACCCCUCAGACUAAACCUUGCUGUUUAAAUAAAAUCAUAGUUCAAGUGCUGAAGCUCUGAGCGUCAGAACAUCCAUCACUAGAGUCCUUCAGGGUUCGAUCAGUGUCGGUCCUGUAGAGACAAGUCAACUGUAAGUACCACACAGCCAAAAUACAUGCCUAUAGUGCUGUGUGAUGCACUGCAGAUUACCUUCUGCGUUAUGCUUGAUGGUGGAUGUUUUUGGAUAGCUGGAGCACCAAGAUUUCCCAGGCACUGGCACCCUAACAAGCACCGUUAUAAAGAAUUCAACUUUUGUGUUUUUCCCUGUUGGCUCUAAUGGGACUGAUUUUGAUUGUGUGCAGGUGGACUUACCUGAAGAAGACUGACAAUGCCUGGAAGGUAAGCUCACCUGGUGACCUGACAUCAGGCUGCUGAUGCACUGAUCUGUGGGUAGAUGAUGAUUACCUGCAAGGGUGGACCCUGCAGACUGACUCUGGAUCAUGGUUUCUGAUAUUUACCUGUAUGCUGUAGCAUCCUGUCUUUACCUCUGUCAUGGCGUACACCAGAGGAGCUGUUCACACCUGUUACCUGUUGAUAGGACAACAAAUUAACGUUCUCUAUCGCAUUCAGUAGCUAUGAGCCUCAGCAGUAGCUUACGUUAUCGUGGCCAAUUGGCCAACAAACAUGGUCACUUGUUAAAAAAAAUAAUAAAAAAAACAGUCUCCCAUUAACUUGCAUACUCUGUUUGCUGAAAUAAGAUCCUCCUGCACUGGCACAAAUGUUACUCUGAGAUAUAGUGUUGCUAUCACAACUUCAAAAAAUGUGAUAGAUUAUCUUAUAGUUGUCAAUGUAGGGCUGCAUACAACAGAUGGUGUCUGGUUGUCAGAGUUGAAUAGUCACUGCCUAUGUUACACAUACAGCCACAGUAAUCAUUAGUAUUGAAGAGGUGUAGUUGUCCCAUGUUAAAACAUAAUAUUUAAACUUUAGUGCAAUCAAUACUCAGAUAAUUAACUCAGAUAUUAAGUGUCAAUGACACAAUGUAAAUGCUUUAAUAAGGAGUAAGUCCUGCAUUUUAAUUAGCUUAGUAUGUUCAUUUGCGCCGCAAUCAGUUAAAACUAUAAAUGUUCCUUUUGUUAUAGUUUCUCUUCUUUAAUUCAUCCCUCUAUUCUUUCUCCUAACCCUUAAAAACUUUCAGGCACAAAAAUGUUACCUACUCUACAUUUCAAGCUCACACAAUUUCCUUGCUUUAAACCCAGAACAUGAGAGUGUAUACAAAAAACAGUUGGUAGUGUAGAAUCAGUACCAGAUGAUGAGAUGUUUUCUGCUCCCUAAACCUCAACAGCACAGAGGUGGAUGAUACUGAUGUCACAGAGGUUUUCCUUGGGUCUAUGUCUUCUUCAGAAGGAUGUUGAUCAAAUUUUGGACUCUGUUAAAUAUAAAACCCUUAACCUGGUUUAGGUCUCUGUGUCAGGCCUAUGUCUUGAAUACCUACACUAUCUUGAGCACCACACCUCUGCAAUACUUCCCCAAAACACUAGUCAGCGCUGUAGUGUCUGGUGUUUAACCAUGAGUGAAACUGUCAACAGAGUGUAUUAGGUUCCAGUGGAGAAGAAGAACUUCCUUUAACAUGCAGAAACCUCGAGCAGAACCAGACUCAUGUUAGACAUCAGGUGAAUGUUUAUGCUGACCCUGGAUCUGUUUGUGUUUAGACUGUGGAGUAAGGCCAUCUUCACUGGAUAUAAGCGUGGUCUAAGGAACCAGCGCGAGCACACGGCACUGCUGAAGCUGGAGGGAUGUUACACCAGAGAUGAGGUUGACUUCUACCUUGGCAAACGCUGCGCCUACGUCUACAAGGCUAAGAAGUAAGAAUGCACCUGGAUAAUGUUGAUUUUAAAUCUACGUUUGAGCAAUAAAACCAGGUCUGUAAGAAGUGCUUAUGCCUGUUUGUUGUUAUAGGAACACAGUGACUCCUGGCGGUAAACCCAAUAAGACCCGUGUGAUCUGGGGGAAGGUAACCCGCCCUCACGGGAACAGCGGGAUGGUCCGUGCCAAAUUCAGCAGCAACCUGCCAGCAAAAGCCAUCGGACACAGAAUCAGAGUGGUGAGUUUAGGGACUGAGGGUGUGUCACAUUGGCUUUUUGACCGGGUCACUGUGCUGGUCAUGUGACCUGUUAAAGGGAUAUUUUGGCAUAAAAUUGAUUUAGGGUCAAACACUCCAUAACACGUAGUUAGAAACCCUCUCGAGAGAUGAAUGUUGUCAACCACUGAUUCUCUAGUUAUUCCAACUUUGGUAACGACCGCAGGAUAGCAAUACACAGCGGUCUGUUGAGCCACACGCUCAAACAAAAAGCCACUCUAUAAAUAAUGCUCAGAACAGAACCUAACUUCAUCAACAGUACAUACAGACCCUUUCCAAAAAAUAAAACCCUUCCAUAAUUCCAUUCAAAAAGUUAAACUUUCAAAGAUCAGAGGUUCAGGGCCCACGAUUUAAAUUAUUUUUUUGUUUAUUUUUACAUAAUUUGGACUUUCGACUCAUAAAACCCAUGAAAACAGGAAUUAAAAAUAGUAUAAUACUGUGAAGACACCAGCUCCAAUUUUGGGCAAACAUCUCUUGAGGAGGUGUCUAACUCGGUGUUAUGGUGUGUUUGACCCCAACUUAAUUUUAUGCUGAAAUAUCCAUUUAAGGUGGAGGCUCACCUGGGUUUAUGUCUGCCUCUUUGUCCAGAAACUCUUCGGAGAAUCGUUCAGUUCUUUGGCCAAUUUCCAGACAAAGAGGCUAGACAGAGGUUUAUGGAGGCGAGUCUGCCCACUGAUUUUUGUAUUGCAGCUGAUGAUGUCACUUCUGUCUGUUUCAGAUGCUGUAUCCCUCUCGGGUGUGACAGGGAAACGUCUGAUGGGCUUUGUACAGAAACAAUAAAAGGAUGAAAUCACACAUUGAG
Messenger RNA from Xyrichtys novacula (pearly razorfish), 4507 nucleotides. NCBI's taxonomy places the organism in Eukaryota, Metazoa, Chordata, Actinopteri, Labriformes, Labridae. The record is from the annotation of a GenBank genome assembly.